Molecule: messenger RNA, 2306 nt
Organism: Liolophura sinensis
Lineage: Eukaryota; Metazoa; Mollusca; Polyplacophora; Chitonida; Chitonidae
Product: bifunctional arginine demethylase and lysyl-hydroxylase JMJD6-like
Exons: 9
Coding region: 95-1330 (411 amino acids)
Biological process (GO): phagocytosis
Cellular component (GO): nucleus; cytoplasm
Molecular function (GO): histone H4R3 demethylase activity; P-TEFb complex binding
Source: RefSeq, a predicted model, not a curated record
GGCAACGAAUAGUGCUUUAUCUUUCUAUCACCUGUGCAAUCUUUAGUAACGUUUUCAGUCUCUUAAAUGCUUUAUCGCUAGUAUUUUAACCUGAAUGGAUCACAGGAGUAAGCGAAGAAUUAAAGAAGCUAAGUCAAAAGCACGACCGGAACUUGGAGAAAGUGAUUGGUAUCGAUUCAGCUAUCUGGAAACAUUUGAUUUGUCUCACAAAACGGUGAAGGAUUGUGUGGAAAGAAUUGAUGGGUCAAAGAUAUCCUUGCAAGAAUUCAUUGAGCAUUAUGAAAAACCUUAUAAACCGGUUGUGAUAACAAACAUCCAGAAGCAUUGGAGAGGGAACGAAAAAUGGACACCAGAGAGGUUGGCCAAAAAGUACAGAAACCAGAAAAUGAAAUGUGGCGAAGAUGACGAAGGCUACUCUGUGAAGUUGAAGAUGAAAUAUUAUAUAGAGUAUAUGCGACACAACCAUGAUGACAGCCCCUUGUAUAUAUUUGAUAGUAGUUAUGGUGAGCAUCCAAAGAGAAACCGGUUGCUAGAAGACUAUGACAUACCAAAGUUCUUUCGUGAUGACCUGUUCCAGUAUGCUGGAGAAAGCAGACGACCCCCAUACAGGUGGUUUGUGAUGGGGCCAGCCCGCUCUGGUACAGGUAUCCAUAUUGACCCGUUAGGAACAAGUGCCUGGAAUGCUGUAGUGCGAGGUCACAAACGCUGGUGCCUUUUCCCCACCCACACCCCUAAGGAGCUGCUGAAGGUGACGUCUCAGGAGGGAGGCAAACAGAGGGAUGAGGCCAUCACCUGGUUUAAGGUUGUCUACCCAAAAACACAGCUGCCUUCCUGGCCUAAAGACUGCCAGCCUUUGGAGAUUUUGCAGAAGCCAGGAGAGACUGUGUUUGUGCCUGGAGGCUGGUGGCAUGUUGUGUUAAACCUUGAUGAUACAAUCGCUGUCACUCAAAAUUUCUGUAGUGUCACAAACUUCCCCAUUGUUUGGCACAAAACUGUAAGAGGGAGGCCAAAACUGUCCAAAAAAUGGUAUCGUGUGCUGCAGAGAGAGAAGCCAGAGUUAGCGAUGGUGGCUGACAAAGUGGAUCUGAACAAACCAACAGGCCUGAUGUCUGACAGCUCUAGUUCAGGUUCCUCCUCCAGUUCCAGCUCGGCAGAUUCUGAGUCAGAUAGUUCUGACAGUGACAGCGACAGGAAGAGCAAAAGACGCCGCACUCGCUCUCGGUCAGGCUCUCUGACCCCUAACGCCAGUAAGCAGCACUGUCGCUCUCGGUCCAGCAGCCCAGCAGACUCCAGGCGAAGCGUCUCCAGCACCCCCAAGAAUUCCAGGUGACAAGUCUCCAGAUGAUCUACAUUGCACCGUGCAGCUUGCUACCACUGGCCACUGCAGCAGCCAGAGAUUUGCAUCCUUAUAUAUACAUGUAGCUUGCUAUUGUUUUUUUUUCUUACUUGGCACCAAAUUUUUGCGCCGCCAAAAGGCUGAUGUGAUGACCACAAGUUAUUCCGUUUACAUACACGACUUGAUAAAUGUCUUGUAUGGAACUUCUAUCCUUAUAUUUGCAAUAGUAGUAUAAAAUCAAGAGUGGCUUUUUUUAUAUCAAAAAAAAAAAAACAUGUAAUAGUUUAUAACACUGUCAGAUUUAAUUGAAAGGUGUGACAGUCUUACCUAGUCUUCGGCAGUUUUGUUGAUCAGACGUUGUUGUAUUGUGUAUUGUGUGGCAUUUGUGUGAUUUUUGAAGAAUGAAUCAUACCUCUCUAAAACAGUUUUAAACCUUUAAAUUCUUGAAGAAUUCUGUUACGGCUUUAUCUACAGAUGUAAUGAAAACUGAUCACUUUAAAAAUCAGUUUGUAUACCUGUAGCACAUCACAUCACACCCACUCAUCAGUUUUAAGCAGCCAUAAAUAUUUAUGAAAGUCAUUUGAGAACAGGGAGAAAUUCUGUUAGUUUGAAUAUACAGAGAGAAAUUCUGUUCAUUUCAAUAUACAGAGAGAAAAUCUCUUAGUUAAGUCUAUAUUCAUGUUUUUGGAAAUAUGAUCUAUGGAUUUUUAUCACAUUAACAAAGUAAAUGGGAAUGAUAGGUGAAGUUUUAUCACAAGCCCAGUACUGUAACUGUACAUGUCAGCCAUUUUCUCCUCAUCAAUGUAUUAGACAUGUUAGUUUAACUGACAACACAAAUUCCAUAUCAUCAUUGUUGGGUCUGAUCUGUCGGAUGUAAAUAUGUCACUGCUGUCAGCUUUUAGUCCAGUCACUUCAUCUGUUAAUAUAUACGCACUUUAUGAAGACAACAAGCGUUGGUUAGUCAUAAUUU